Messenger RNA from Asparagus officinalis (garden asparagus), 552 nucleotides. RefSeq lists its product as uncharacterized. NCBI's taxonomy places the organism in Eukaryota, Viridiplantae, Streptophyta, Magnoliopsida, Asparagales, Asparagaceae. Bases 1 to 552 code for a protein of 183 amino acids. The record is from RefSeq and is a predicted model, not a curated record. The transcript has a single exon.
AUGUAUCGGGUAUCUUUUUCCAUUGGCCGAAGUUAUGUUGAUGAGGCAUUGUGUGAUAUAGUUGAGAUGGAUGCUUGUCAUAUGCUGAUAGGUAGGCCGUGGCAGUUUGAUGUUGAUGCCACACACAAAGGGAAGGAUAACGUUUAUGUCUUUAAGAAGGAUGGUCGCCAAAUUGUGCUCAAGCCUUUAACCGAGAAGGGGCCAAACAAAACAAUUGUUGCUAAAAAGAAGACAUUUUUAGCCAUUGACAACAAAGAUUUUAUAAAAGAUGUGAAGCAGUCUGACGAGGUUUAUGCUCUUACUGUAUCAGGAAGCGAGGAUUCUGCCUCCACCAAAAUUCCACCUGAAGUACAAACACUCUUGCAACAAUUUGAUGUAGUUAUGCCUAACGAACUUCCUUUUGAAUUACCAAUGCUUCGAGAUGUUCAACAUCAAAUUGACAUCAUCCCUGGAUCCCGGCUACCGAAUCUGCCAUACUAUCGGAUGAGCCCGAAGGAAGGAGAGAUCUUGCAGAAAGAGGUGUAUGAUCUCAUCCAGAAAGGCCUUAUAUGA